UCGGGUGCCGCCGCCGCAUCUCCCUCUCCUCCUCCUCCUUCUCGUGGCCGGACAGGGGAGAAAACGAAGAUGGCGGACCUAGAAGACCAGCUCUCCGAGGACGAGAAGGUGCGCAUAGCAGCGAAAUUUAUCAUCCAUGCUCCCCCGGGGGAAUUCAAUGAAGUCUUUAACGAUGUCCGAUUGCUGCUUAAUAAUGAUAAUCUUCUCAGGGAAGGAGCAGCUCAUGCAUUUGCACAGUAUAACUUGGACCAGUUUACUCCAGUAAAACUAGAAGGCUAUGAUGAUCAGGUUUUAAUAACAGAACAUGGUGACUUGGGCAACGGAAAAUUUUUGGACCCGAAAAACAAGAUCUCUUUUAAAUUUGAUCAUUUAAGGAAGGAGGCUACUGAUCCAAAGCCUCAUGAAGUUGAAAAUGCAAUUGAGUCAUGGAGAAACUCCAUAGAAACAGCAAUGAGAGCCUAUGUGAAAGAACACUAUCCAAGUGGUGUUUGCACAGUGUAUGGAAAAACAAUUGAUGGGCAUCAAACAAUUAUUGCAUGCAUAGAAAGCCAUCAGUUUCAAGCAAAAAACUUUUGGAAUGGUCGUUGGCGGUCAGAAUGGAAGUUUACAAUCACUCCUUCAACCACUCAGGUGGCUGGUAUCUUGAAAAUUCAGGUUCAUUAUUAUGAAGAUGGAAAUGUUCAGCUAGUGAGUCAUAAAGACAUACAGGAUUCUCUAACAGUGACUAAUGAAGCCCAAACAGCAAAGGAAUUUGUAAAGAUCGUAGAGGCUGCAGAAAAUGAAUACCAGACUGCUAUCAGUGAAAAUUAUCAAACUAUGUCGGACACUACUUUCAAGGCCUUACGACGACAACUGCCAGUUACUCGCACAAAGAUUGACUGGAACAAGAUCCUUAGCUACAAGAUCGGGAAAGAAAUGCAGAAUGCCUAAAAUGAAGGUUGCAAAGCUGGAUCCUUUCGGUGUCCUUGUAUACAAAAUAAAAGUGAUUGCAAAGGUAUUCGGAAUUGUUAAAGUCACCCAGUCAGCAUGGGCAUUUGCUGUUGAAAAUCACUGUACGUAGUUUGAUUAGAACACAGGCUUAGCUAAUUGACCAUUUUACUUUGUCCUUUUGUUUCUCCUUUAAAAGGUUACAAAAAAAUCAGUGUAGCUGAAAAUGUUGAGAGCUUCUGAUAUAUUUAGACAUAUUUUUUUUAUAAUGAUGACAUGCCUAUAGUUUUCAGUUCAAUUAAAAACAAUUUGAGAAUUUUUUUUUUUGCAUCCGGUGAUCACGUGUUGCUUUGCUUUCGUGCAAAAGGGCAGCUUCUAGAACACAGUUCCCUAGAACAAGUUGUUACUGGACAUCGCCUAUUUCACAUUCAACAUGGAUUUUAGCCAUGUGUAUUGUUGUAGGAAUAAUUAUCCCUCUACUGUAUGAAAGCCUGCAGAAAGCAUUCUAUAUCCAAAACUUUUCAGUUACUUAGCUAGCUAGGUGUUAACUUUUUUUUUUUUAAAGAAAAAGGCCAAGGUCUAAUGCUGUUUUUAAGGUGUUGAAAUUAAAUAUUAGUGCUUAUUUUGGAAAUGCAUUUAGUGCUCUGUUCCUGACAGCUGUUCAAAUGAGAUCGGAUUCCAUCAGUCCUCAAGUUAAUUUUUACCAUGCAGCCACAAUUGUAUUAUAACAACGCAUAUUGUAAUAUAUAUAUAAUCCUGUACUCAUUACUGUGUCUGUCAGUUUUUUCUCUCUUGGAUUGAACUGUACUAAAAUUCAAUGUGACAUUAAAAAAUGCAAAUUUUCUAUUUA
Lacerta agilis (Sand lizard) is the source of this 1777-nucleotide messenger RNA. RefSeq names its product capping actin protein of muscle Z-line subunit alpha 2 (gene CAPZA2). Gene Ontology annotation, cellular component: actin cortical patch; F-actin capping protein complex. The transcript is spliced from 10 exons. Gene Ontology annotation, molecular function: actin filament binding. Gene Ontology annotation, biological process: barbed-end actin filament capping; actin cytoskeleton organization. NCBI's taxonomy places the organism in Eukaryota, Metazoa, Chordata, Lepidosauria, Squamata, Lacertidae. Bases 70 to 930 code for a protein of 286 amino acids. The record is from RefSeq and is a predicted model, not a curated record.